Candidozyma pseudohaemuli is the source of this 2037-nucleotide messenger RNA. RefSeq lists its product as uncharacterized. The transcript has a single exon. The record is from RefSeq and is a predicted model, not a curated record. Gene Ontology annotation, cellular component: endosome; vacuolar membrane. Gene Ontology annotation, biological process: intracellular iron ion homeostasis; transmembrane transport. Bases 1 to 2037 code for a protein of 678 amino acids. Gene Ontology annotation, molecular function: siderophore-iron transmembrane transporter activity. Lineage: Eukaryota; Fungi; Ascomycota; Pichiomycetes; Serinales; Metschnikowiaceae.
AUGGAUUCCAAGGCUACCACCGGCUCCAACGAGACCCAGGACUUCGAAAAGGUCCAGACCGUGGACUCCAACGAGCUAAAGGCUCAGAGCUCUAAGGAUAAUGAUACUUCGUCUGUCAACACCGAGACGUCGAGCGUCGUGGAAAAGUCCUACGGUAUCCGCAAGUCCGAGUUGAUCAUGGCCCAGUUGACCAACUGGUGGUACAAGGGCUUCUUCUUUUUCACCAUUUUCAUCGGAAUGUACAUCAUGAUGAUGGAAGCUGAGGCGGUAAGAACGUUUUCCAGUUACGCCACCUCGUCGUACAGACAGCACUCGCUUAUGUCGACCGUCGGAGUCAUCAGAAGCGUGGUGGCUGCUUCCUCGUUGCCAUUUUUCGCCAGAUUGUCUGACCACUUUGGCCGUUUUGAGUUGUUUUUGGUCGCCAUUGUCUUCAGAAUCAUCGGUCUCAUCAUCCAGUCCCAGGCCGUGGAUGUCCAGAAAUACGCUGCCGGUGUGGUCUUUUACGGCUUUGGAAACGCCGGUAUGAGAAUCUUGUGGCAGAUCAACUUGUCCGAUGCUUCCUCUUUGAGAUGGAGACUUGCAGCCAUCGGUGUGUUGAGUUUGCAGACCAUCAUCAACACCUGGUCCGUCGGAGAGGUUGUUGAUACGCUUUUGACAAGACAUGGCUGGUCUUUUGGUAUCUACAUGUGGGCCUGGACCACGCCUUUGGUGUGCAUGCCUUACUUGUGCUUCUUCCUUUUCUUGUACAUCAAGGCCAUGCAAACGGACACCUGGAGACAGCUCCGCAAGGAGGAAAGAGAGACUUUUAUUGAAGGAAAUGCUAAUGCCAAAAGGUACAAUGCUGAGAUUGAAAACAGCACCACCAAGCUCGGCAAGCUCAAGGCGAAAACCAAGUACUUUGGCGUCCGUCUUUUCGACACCUUGCAUGCUAUAUUCUGGAAAGUCGACUUUAUCGGCUGUCUCUUGGCUGCGCUUGUGUUUGGCUUCAUUUUGGUGCCCUUGACUUUGGCAGGUGGAAUCAACUCAACCUGGCAGAAAGCCUCCACGAUUGUGCCUCUUGUGAUUGGGUUCUUGCUCAUUCCUGUUUUCAUCUUGUGGGAGUCGAAAAUCACCAAGACACCAAUGGUGCCCUUCAAGGUGAUGAAGGACCGUGGAAUCUGGGCUGCCUUUGCCGUUGGUAUUUUUAGUACCUUGAACAGUGGAAUGGCCAACGACUACGCCUACCCUGUCUUGGUUGUGGGAAUGAACGCUGCGGUUAAUAUCGCCCAAAGAACCGUCACCUUGAACUACUUUGUCGAAGGUAUCACCAUGCCCAUUCUCGGUUUUGUCUUGUCCAGAGUGAGAAGAACCAAGGCGUUUAUUGUGUUUGGUAACUUUGUCUUGUUCAUUGCCAUGGGUGUUUUUGUCCACUUCAGAGGAUCCAAUGACGGAUACCGUGCCAAAUACUACCGUGACGGUAUUGCCAUUGGUAUGUGUCUUGUGGGUUUCUCCCAGCUGUUCAUUUUCAGAGUCACCUCUGUGUCUGUUCAAACAUGCACCAACCACGAGUACAUGGCCACUGUUACUGCGCUUUUCGCUUCUUUUUACCAAAUCGGUUCGGCCAUUUCUUCAAGUAUUUCCGGUGCCAUCUGGACCCAGGAUAUGUACGGACAGAUCAGAGGAAAAAUGGCCGAUUUGGGUGUCGACACCGAUUUGGCCCAGCUUGCGUACGAAAAGCCCUAUGACUUCAUCAAGGUCCACGCUUGGGGCACAGACCCCAGAAGAGCCAUCAGUUUGGCUUAUGCCGAUGUACAGAAGAAAAUGUGUAUCGUUGGUCUCUGUCUUUGUGUGCCAAUGCUUGCAUUUAUUCUUUUGUUGAGAGACAACAGGUUGACCGAUGACCAGAACUUGGACGAUGCUGCCAUUGACCCAGAAAGCGGUGUCACUGCUGCUGAUCGUGGAAAGAGCAGAGUCAUUUUCAACGAUGACAAGGACGUUAUCUUGGACACACUCAAGAAGCUUGUGGGUAUCAAGCCCAAGACCGGUCUUAAGGAGUAG